CUCGCCGACCUGGCGCUCGACUCCAUCGGCCUGCGCACGGGCCGCGUGUCCACGCGCUCCAGUGCCGUGCAGAGCCCCCUGCAGGCCGACGUCUUCACGCACAGCCAAGCGUACGCGCUGCUGCUAUUGGGCGAUGCGUCGGCGGGCGCGUUGGACGCCGUCAGCGCCGCCUUCAACGGCGCCGCGGCCUUCCACGCCGUGUACCCAUCUCAGGCCGCCAGCGUCAAGGUGCCGGCCGCGGUGGCCCAGGAGUUCCAAGCCAAGCACCACGCGGGCGUGCGCUGCGCCGGCAGCGCCGCGCUGUGUGCGAGCGUGGAAGCUGACGCGCCGUCCGUGGCCGCGGAGCUGGUGCAGGAGGUGCUCAAGGCCAACAGCUUCUUGGACGCCGCUGACGCCGCGGACGUGGCGUUUGCCCGCGAGCUGGCGCAGGUGGCGCAGCUCUCGGCGCAGCUCAAGCAGCAGACAGAGCAGAGCGGCAAGACGCUGUACGUCGUGGGGGUCUCGGGGCUGCAGGGCGACAAGCAGAAGAGGGCGCAGCAGGCCGUGGCCACCACAGUCGCUGAGUUUUUGGCUCAAUUGAUGAAGAAGUCGGGGGCUGCAGCGGCGCAGGUGAUGACGGGCAAGCUGCCGGCGGCCACGCAGCAGGUGGCGGCGCUCUCGCGUCGCGCGCGCAACAGGAAGCUGGUGUCGGGGCUCACCAAUGAGGACGAGGAGGAGGAAGAGGAAGAAGAGGAGAGCGACAGUGCCAGUGCCAGUGACAGUGACAGUGACGACAGUGACAGUGAGGAGAGUGAUGAGGACGAAGACGAGGAGGUGGUGGACCUGUCCGCGCGGAGCGGCAGCGUCUGGGACGAGGUGGGCGACGACAACUCGACGUCCAAGACCAACACGACGGCUGCUGGCGCCGUCUCCAUGCCCGACAUCGCCGAGUUCCAGAUCAUCUUGUGGACGUCGGUGCUGCUUGGAUCUAUGCUGCUGAUGGCGGUGCUGGCCAUGGGCAACAUGGACACCGGCCGCGACAGUCUGCUCUACGCCAAGUUCAUCGCCGACGUGAACGGCCGCAAGACCAAC
Molecule: messenger RNA, 1071 nt
Organism: Phytophthora sojae
Lineage: Eukaryota; Oomycota; Peronosporomycetes; Peronosporales; Peronosporaceae
Exons: 1
Cellular component (GO): membrane; external side of plasma membrane
Molecular function (GO): signaling receptor activity
Source: RefSeq, a predicted model, not a curated record